AUUUAUCAUUUCGCACACGGACGGCAGCUUUAAAACUUGCACGUUCGCUCUCUCCAGGGACAAAUUGUGUAUUUGAAAGAUGCGAUAUCCAGAUCGAGCGUUCAUCAUUGCCAAAAAGGGUAGGUGUGAGUAGCCUGCGCUUCUCUUUGAUGAAAAUAGCACAUCACGAGAGCUAGCAUGAGGCCUACUGACUGGAUGGUGUGGAAUCUGAUUAUGUAAUACUCUCUGAGAAGGAUGGUCAUUAAAAACGUCCCGCGUUUGCUUCAUUUAUAGUCAUCCGACACUGUGUAUAAGAUGACGUUCUGAAAAUAUAUCUGAACAUUUUUAAAGGCCUCACGGAGUAUUUUGUGCUGGUGAUUUACUGUAUAUCUACUGUCUGACCAAUAAUUAUUACAGACUCUUAAACAAAUGACCCAGACUAGAGAACUGGUGAUCCGUCUCUUCAUUUCCAAGUGAGACAUUUCGAGUGUCUAUACCCCACCUACGUGUUAGGAGUCAGCUUUCUCAUGCGCGAGUCCGUUGACUGGAACGGUGGCACGGCUAACGCGAUUUGAAAAUUAGCAUGAAGCCCUUAGGAGAAGGUCAGAUGCCGGAGCUGUCACGUUGCAAACGCAAACAUUUUUAAAAAAAUAGAAUAAAUAAAUGUACAUUUGACGUAAUCUCUGGUUAAGAUGGACGGGUGUCCAUGUAGAUGUAGACGGACCACACGAGAAGAGUAUUGUUUAUUUUUAGCCACAGACGAGUCUGAGCUGGGAUUAGUUUGAUCCGGGGCCAAGUGGAGUGUCAGUGUGGCUCGCACCACCAAGGCCGUGGAUCUCACUUUCACCCUGGUGCAACUCUUGAUUCCUGUAAACGUGAUGAUGGAGGGCUUGCGUAAGGAUCACUCGAGCUGAAGGACUCCAUUCAUACAAUUGGUGGACAGGGCAAGACUGUUUAUAGCUCCGAGAGCUUUAAAAAUAUACAUAUACUGUAUAUAUUUUCAAUAGACACAUGAAUUAAAAAUAAAUAUGAAACAUUAUUACAUUUGACAGUAUUUAUUCCUUCAUAUAUAUUUUUAAUACAUAUUUACAAAGGCGUCCACCCGGGAUAGGCUUCAGGCUCCCCGCGACCCUGUGUAGUAUAUCUGGUACGGAAAACUGAUGAGAUGGAUGGAUGGAUAGUAGAGUUUAGAGUCUACGGCCAUUCUCUACAGUACAACCCUUCUGUUUUUCUACUUCAGACAAACCCAUACUUGCUGCUCCGAUGUUCGUCUUUCAGAGGAUGACAGCUGCAAUGAAGGUAAAGCCCUGAAAGAGGACAGCAGAGGAAGACGGGACUGGAGCGUGUAUGAACAAGCGCAUCAGAUUGCUCACCUAUCCUUCGUUGGAGAGUCAGAACAAAAAGGGCCCCUGUGGCGUCAGCAAACGAGUGCGGUCGAGUUCUCUGUCCGUUCCAGCGCCUUUACAGGUCCCAAGAUCAAGUGUGUUCAUACCAUCAACCUUGCACAACCAGAACCAAGUCUCAUCCUCCACAUCAUCUCCACGGGGCAAAGUCAAGAAUACACCGUUAAGGCCGGCUUCGCUGGUAGCACCUGAACCGUGGAGCGGUCAUGAUGUGCCUCGUAUUAGACAGGUCGGCCUUAACGCAGAGGGAAACCUCUCCAGGGUUACAAUUCAGCUCCCGUCUUCUGACAACGCCUUAGACCAGCGGAUCUCACCACAAAUGAGCAGAAAUCUCUCACAGACAAACAAUGCCGUCACUGGAAGUGUCCAGUUUGUGUUUGGGGAGAAUAUGAGUGAGAGGGUACUGAGUCCACCUUGCAGUGAGGACAAGUCUGAAACGGACUGCAGCUCGUCCGACUCGGAUUCCUCCUGCACUGAAGACACGAACACAAUGACGGCACAAAACACACUAUGGGAAUCCGCCGCAGCCCACACGGCCGCCUGCAGAAGACGCUGUCUGCUCAAACAAGUGCAGAUCUUCACCGGAGAGGAGAAUGAGAGCAACGUCGUCCAGCUGACGUGCAAGCUGUUCGUUUUGGAGAGGGGAACCCACUCGUGGAGCGAGAGAGGGGGAGGGGUCUUACGACUGAACGACUUGCAAACUAAAUAUAAGGGAUGUUUGCAGUCAAGGAUGGUGAUGAGGCACCAGGGCAGUUUGAAACUGAUCCUGAACACGAAGUUGUACCCGCACACACACCUGCGGCGCCCGGCGCGGAGGAACCUACAGGUGACAGCCACUGACUUGGAGACCCACAGCGUACGUGUGUUCCUGGUCCAGGCCAGUGCCCGAGAUAUUGCCCGCCUCUAUAUGGCUAUUCACCACAGACUGGUGGCCCUACGCUGCAGUACUGCCAUCUUCAGGGACCGAGAGGGACACUUCAGCAGCGAGGAGGACAAUAACAAUGAGGAGGAGAAGACUAAUGAGGAGGCGGUCUUAAUCACCCACACCAGAUCUGGGAAUUGGAGGAACAGUCAUCCCAGACUCCAUCGGUGAACAUCCCACUCAACCUUAUGGCCAACAAAUAGUCCCAGCUUGCUUCUGGUGUCAGCCAUUUUGUGACUAUUAAGAUCUCUAAUGGAGGCUUUUUUUUUGUAGCUGCUUGCAAAUAUUUUUGAAUAUUAUCAACAAAAUAAACAAAAAACCACAGCCUUUUAACAAGAACAGUUUUCUCAGGUUGGAGACAAUGAUGAAUCCAUCAUCUGUAUAAUAUAAAUAUUUUUAAAUGUUUGGUUUUUUUUU
Ictalurus furcatus (blue catfish) is the source of this 2721-nucleotide messenger RNA. Its product is annotated as ran-binding protein 3. Gene Ontology annotation, biological process: protein export from nucleus. Gene Ontology annotation, cellular component: nuclear pore; cytoplasm. Bases 1327 to 2475 code for a protein of 382 amino acids. The transcript is spliced from 13 exons. The record is from RefSeq and is a predicted model, not a curated record. Lineage: Eukaryota; Metazoa; Chordata; Actinopteri; Siluriformes; Ictaluridae. Gene Ontology annotation, molecular function: GTPase activator activity.